AUGAUCUACACCAAUGUCACAAGGAUGAAAAGCUUCUUCAUCCUUGGAUUCGCUGGACUUUCACCACAAUAUUAUGGACCUGUGUCGGCUCUGCUUUUUUCCCUCUACCUAUCCAUUGCAAUAGGGAAUUUUUUCAUUUUAGCAUUUGUUUUCUGUGAGAAGUCUCUUCAAAAACCAACAUAUCUGGUCUUUUGUCACCUGGCACUGAAUGACUUAACGUUUGGCACUUUGACCCUCCCAAAGAUCAUAUCAAAAUACUGGUUUGGUGACAGCUUUAUUUCUUUUCAUGCUUGCUUUUCACAGAUGUUCUUCGUCCACUAUUUAGGAUCAGUAACUUCUUUCAUGUUGUUGGUAAUGGCUCUUGAUCGAUUUAUUGCAAUAUGUAUUCCACUGCGUUAUCCUGUCCUGAUCACAAACAACACCAUAUCUGUGCUCUGUGGCGUUGCUUGGUUCAUACCUCUUCCUUUAAUGGUUGGUGUUGUACUCCAUGCCCUUACUUUACCUUACUGUAAAUCCAAUAUUAUCGCUCAAUGCUACUGUGACCACAUAUCUAUAACAAGUCAAGCAUGUGGUAAAGAUGUUAUAGUUGUACAGGUCACUUCUCUCUGUAUGGCCAUGUUUUGUCUGUUGCUCCCUCUUGCAUUCAUCCUGUGUUCUUACAUUACCAUCAUUGUGAUCAUUAUGAAAAUGUCAAAUGCUGCUGGCCGCAAGAAAACCUUAUCAACGUGCACCCCGCAAAUAUUUAUCACAUGUCUUUUUUACCUCCCCAGAUGUUUUGUUUAUGUAGCUAAUACUGUUGGAUUUUCUUUCAGUUUCGAUGUUCGCAUUUUGUUGAUAUUGCUGUACAGUCUUUUUCCUGCUGCUGUUAAUCCAAUAAUAUAUUGUUUUAAGACUCAGGAUAUCAAGCAGACUUUGCUAAAGAAACUGAAAACAACAAAAAUUAGAGUAGAGAUAAAAAUAUCAGUCAUAUAA
This is a messenger RNA of Scophthalmus maximus (turbot), 972 nucleotides long. RefSeq names its product olfactory receptor 2AT4-like. Gene Ontology annotation, cellular component: membrane. Gene Ontology annotation, biological process: G protein-coupled receptor signaling pathway. The record is from RefSeq and is a predicted model, not a curated record. Gene Ontology annotation, molecular function: olfactory receptor activity; G protein-coupled receptor activity. Bases 1 to 972 code for a protein of 323 amino acids. NCBI's taxonomy places the organism in Eukaryota, Metazoa, Chordata, Actinopteri, Pleuronectiformes, Scophthalmidae. The transcript has a single exon.